UGAACCAACGACAUAGGUAGGAGCCAACAACAUGAAAUCGAGAUGAGAAAUCAGACCAUGGGUUGGGAUGUUCUCCUAGUAUAAGAUUAUGGCAGUUAACGAUACUUUUUACGAACCUCGCUAUUUUUGAAACAGAACCGUCAAAAAGCACAAAGAUCCUGCCCCCCCUACCUACCGAACAAGAUGGCUGCUACUCUCAACCCUCCUAAACCCAUCCGUGUAUGGCUCACCCCACCGGGCCCCAAUGGCUGGAAAACCAUUUUCCUCCUUGAGGAACUCUCCCUUAACUACGAGUUCAAAUCGUUCCGCUUCGAUGACGUGAAGAAACCCCCUUUCAUAGACAUCAACCCCAACGGCCGCAUCCCGGCCAUCGAAGACCCCAACACCGGUCUCACCCUUUGGGAGUCGGGAGCCAUCAACCAGUACCUCAUCGAGCAAUACGACACGGAGAAGCGUCUCACAUUUGACGAUGUCAUCAACCGCAACCUCUGCAACCAGUUCCUCCAGUUCCAGAUGAGCGGCCAAGGACCCUAUUACGGUCAGUGCGGCUGGUUCCAGCAUUUACAUGCUGAGAAGAUUCAGUCGGCUAUUGAUAGGUAUUCCAAUGAGAUCAAGCGUGUGUUGGGGGUGUUAGAGAUUGUUUUGUCGAAGAAAGGGGAGUAUGAACAGUGGCUGGUCGGGGACAAGAUGACGUAUGCUGAUAUGGCGUUUGUGCCUUGGAAUUUUCGGUUGAGCGAGGUGCUGAUGCAGUUGUGGGAUGAGGUCUUCGAGGGAACACCGCGUGUUCGGGCCUGGCAUGAAAAGAUGGUCGAGCUGCCGAGUUGGAAGAGGGCUAUGGAACAUCGUGCGAGACUCAUGGAUGAGCAAGGGCUGCAGUGGAAUGGUGUGCCAAAGGGGAUCGAGACAUUUAUUGAGUACGAGGAGAAGAUUGAGAAGGGGGAGAUGAAGUAUGACUAGGCGUUUUGGUAGACCUCGGUAGAUGUGGCAUCUGGACAGUCCUGCUGUUUGGUGUAUAUUUCCCUUGUGGUAUAACUAGUCACGAAGUUUCAGCUCUGAUGAACGUUGCUUCUUUUCAGAUAGUGUUGAUAGUGUCGCCUGACUUCAUCUUCCAAUGACUUGAAAGUUUUCUGUCAA
Molecule: messenger RNA, 1134 nt
Organism: Podospora pseudocomata
Lineage: Eukaryota; Fungi; Ascomycota; Sordariomycetes; Sordariales; Podosporaceae
Gene: URE2
Product: Transcriptional regulator ure2
Exons: 2
Coding region: 184-957 (257 amino acids)
Source: RefSeq, a predicted model, not a curated record